Molecule: messenger RNA, 3976 nt
Organism: Grus americana (Whooping crane)
Lineage: Eukaryota; Metazoa; Chordata; Aves; Gruiformes; Gruidae
Gene: OSGIN2
Product: oxidative stress induced growth inhibitor family member 2
Exons: 6
Coding region: 185-1852 (555 amino acids)
Source: RefSeq, a predicted model, not a curated record
GGCUCCUCCUCCCGCGUGUGACCCGCUGCCGCAUGUGAGCAGGGAGGAGGGACGGCGCCGCGCGGGCCCCAGUGUGGCGGCGGCGACGACAGGAGGAGGCAGAGGAGCGGGAGGCGCGGCGCGGCGUCCCCCCGCAGCCUCAUCGCUGGGCCCCGCCGGCGCCCCUAGCCCGCCGGCGCCUCCCAUGCCCGUGUGGUGCUGCCGCUGCUCCUUGGCCGGUCACUUCAGAAGUUAUAGCGGCCCUGAAACUGAAGGACAGCUUUUGAAUUCCUUCGUCCAGUAUUUUGGUGACAGCCUUGGGAGGAAGAUUAAAAGAAUGCCUUUAAUUGAAGAAACUGUUCUGCCUGGGGACUCCCUCCUUACUCUUCCUGUAGUAAUAAUAGGAAAUGGACCUUCAGGAAUUUGUCUGUCUUACCUGCUCUCUGGAUACAGGCCAUAUUUAUCUCCUGAAGCUAUACACCCAAACCCCAUUCUACAUACGAAAUUAGAAGAAGCUCGACAUCUUUCCAUUGUUGAUCAAGAUCUGGAGUAUCUGUCUGAAGGCCUCGAAGGACGCUCUUCAAACCCAGUUGCAGUGCUUUUUGAUACAUUGCUUCAUCCUGAUGCUGACUUCGGGUAUGACUACCCACCAGUUUUGCACUGGAAGCUAGAACAACAUAAUUACAUUCCUCAUAUAGUGCUUGGUAAAGGACCACCUGGUGGGGCAUGGCAUUCCAUGGAGGGCUCUAUGCUGACAAUCAGCUUUGGAGACUGGAUGGAAUUGCCUGGCCUUACCUUUAAGGAGUGGGCAGCUAGCAAACGCAGAAAUAUAAAGAGUGAUCGAGUAAUGCCAGAGGAAAUAGCUUGUUAUUAUAAACACUAUGUUAAAGUCAUGGGCCUCCAAAAGAAUUUCAGAGACAAUGUUUACAUAACAUCAGUAUCCAGGCUUUACCGAGGAGAGGAUGAUGAAGAUAGAAGUCAACUAAAUGAAAAUAUUUCAACACAGCAUUUGGAAAUGGAAGAUGAACAGAAAUCACUGAUUAAGAGAAACUGGGAAGUCAGAGGCUAUCAGCGAGCAACAGAUGGUUCUCAUGUGCCCUUCUGCCUGUUUGCUGAGAAUGUGGCUCUUGCCACAGGAACCUUUGAUUCUCCUGGCCGAUUACAAGUUGAAGGAGAAGACUUUCCUUUUGUGCUUCAUUCCAUGUCUGACUUUGGAGCUGCUAUCAGCAAAGGAAAGUUACGUGGGAAGGCAGACCCUGUGUUAAUUGUGGGUGCUGGACUUACAGCAGCUGAUGCGGUACUGUGUGCCUACAACAACAACAUCCCAGUAAUCCAUGUGUUUCGUAGGAGAGUUACUGAUUCAAGUCUAAUUUUCAAACAGUUACCUAAAAAGCUUUACCCUGAAUACCAUAAGGUCUAUCAUAUGAUGUGUACUCAGUCCCAUACUGUGGACUCUAAUCUACAUUCUGCUUACACGAGUUUCCCUGAACACAAUGUACUUUCCUUCAAGCCUGAAAUGAAAUGUGUUCUUCAGAGUGCCUCCGGACUGAAGAAAAUUUUGAAGUUUUCUGUAGCCUUAGUUCUAAUAGGUUCUCACCCAAAUCUUUUCUUUCUAAAGGACCAAGGACGUAGCAUAGGUCAUCACUCUAAUCAGCCCAUCACAUGCAAGGGGAAUCCUAUAGAGAUUGAUCCAUACACUUAUGAAUGCACUAAAGAAGCUAACCUCUUUGCUUUAGGCCCUCUGGUGGGAGACAACUUUGUACGGUUUUUAAAAGGAGGUGCAUUGGGCAUUGCGCGAUGCUUGGCAAUAAGGCAAAAGAAGAAACAUGAAUUGAUUGAAGGUGGGGAUGGAGGAGGUGAUGGGGUACCGUAAAUGAGACACUAGAAACUUUCACAUACAGAAUUACAGACGUAGUCUAACAGAACACUCACUGACAGCGAAAGUUGAUAGCAGUCACAUUUCUGUUGUAUACAAGUAACCUGUGCUUGUAUUGCUUGGUAAAGGAUGCUGAUACUACAACGCUUCACCUUUUCAAAAUACAAAAAAAAAAUGAUCUGCUAUUACAACUGAUCUCUACUCAACUGGAAUUACUUCCAGAUAAACAGAAAAUGAGACUAACUUAUAUUGACCUGCCUGUCAUCUCUUGCUCAGCUAAAAGAGCAGGCUUCCUCUGGGGAAAGCAAUGCCUACCAGAGUGGCUUUACAUUUUAGUGUCAAUGUGACAAAAUAUUCUUACUAUGAAAUUAAAAUAACUUCUAAAAGCAGAAAGCGUGCUUAGUUCAAAGUGAAUCUUGGACCCAAAGCAAAUUUGGAGCCUUCUGCUUGAAACAAGGAUUUUAUUUAUUUGCCAUAGUAAUACAGUAAUACUUGCAAUGAGCAGUUAGUAAAAUGUUUUUUACUAUAAGAAGGAUUUCUGUAAGCAAGAAGUAUUCCUUAACAGUUAUAAAUUAUCCUGUUUGAUAAUUGGAAUAAAAGAAUAAGCAUUCCCAUUUAAUCUUAAACGCAUGAUUUGACACAAUCCAUUAAUGUUUUUUCACACUAUGCCUAAAGUUGGGUGAGUGCAGAAAGACUGACAUGAGAUGUUCCCCUACAGUGAUAUGUACAUUUCUGAGAAUACUCAUGAACAUAAACAAUAAAGUACUGAUGUAAGUGCUCUUAUUACAGUGUCAAUAUAACAAAUAUCUAGUGUACUACUGAAAAAUUAAGUAUGUGAGAAAACUUAAGGUUUUUUGCUUCCUAGCUCAGGAAGACUGAAUGGGAUCACUUGACUGAUGAAGGUGGGUGAUAGGUAUUCUCAUCUCUCAUUUGACCAAGUAUUGGUUAUUUCUCCCUUUUUUUUUUUUUCUUCCUAGAGCUGCACAUAACACUAAAACUAUUUUAGCCUGCAGUUUUUGAAACUUGAAAAAAGGUUGCAUCUCACAGCCAGCUAAAAAAUAAACAAAUAUGCCAUACUUCCUGUUGAUCUUAAAGCUUGUUACAAAAGACAGACUUGUACCUACCUCUGAAUUGAAGUUUCACCUUUCUGCUCCAUAAUGCAAGACCUAGAUUUCAUUUGCUGGGUUUUAGAGUAGUCAGUUUACCUAAACGCACUCAUGGGUUAUUCACCAUAGUGAGGUAAGCAACAGCUAGUUAGAGAAGUUCUCUUCCAGAACUCUCAAUAGACAAAAGUGCUUGGUUUUAACUGAUUGAUUACCAAACAUUUUAAUUCAGGUCCAAUGUGAUGGAAUAGAUGUUAUUUAAUUUUUUGUUUAGGGCUUUUUUGUGUUGAAGAACGUCAUGUUAAUUUAAGGUAUUGUAUUUGCAUGAUUAAAAUCUCCGUAUUAGAACUUGAACGGAUUUUUAAAAUUAGGCUUAGACUUUGUGCUUGGUUCCCCAGCUGUGUAACUUUCAUAAGUUGUAGAUACCUAUAUGCAAUAAAUGCCUGUUUUCUGUGCCUACUGAAUUACGGGGUUCUGUGGCUACUGCAGGCCUUUGUGCAUCUGAGUAAGUUACUCAGACUUUGGACACAGAAGUUGAAAAGGAUUAAAAUGACUCUAUUUUCAAUGGAAGUCCAAAGUAAUUUAUGAAAUGAUGCUACUACUACUACUAAAUUUUAGUUUGGAGCCAACUUAAUAGCAUAAACACAAACGAAGCAACAUUUUUAUUGAUUUCUGCAUUGCCUACAUGGUUGGAUUUAACCAUGCAUUGUCAAUACUAGUUAAGAUAAGUUUUAUAUUGAUACUUGAACUGGUUUUAAUUAUGCUAAAUCCUAGGCUUAUUUUCUUCAUAAUUGAAUUGAGAUUCUAUAAUUUGCCGCCUUUGGCAGAAACUGUGUGUAUAUAUAAAUCUAUCCUAAACCUGUAAUACCUAAUAAUUUUAACUGAAAAUCAGUGUUAUGUGCUAAAUACUUGAUUAUAGAACUUUAUUGCAGCUAAUAUAUUGGGAGAUACAUCUGCGCUGUGAUUAAAUUCCUUCGGUUUUGUGUCAAUAUAAAUGUCUGAAUACAACAUACUAUGG